Molecule: messenger RNA, 831 nt
Organism: Rhizophagus irregularis DAOM 181602=DAOM 197198
Lineage: Eukaryota; Fungi; Glomeromycota; Glomeromycetes; Glomerales; Glomeraceae
Molecular function (GO): protein binding
Source: RefSeq, a predicted model, not a curated record
AUGAUUGUAAAGCAACAAGAUUAUGUAAAUGAAGGAGAUAUUCUCCUAAGAUCUAAAGAUAAAACAUUUCGUGUUCAUAAAUUAAUUCUUUCGCUAUCUUCCAAAUUAUUUAAAGAUUUAAUUGAAUCAUCUGAAACAUCAAAACCUUCAACUAACGAAAAUGUGAAAAUCAUUAAACAUUACUUAAUUUCCCCAUCGCUUGAAAUAUAUGUAGAUGGAGAAACUCCUGAAUUGAUCGAAGGAAUGUUAUCAUUUCUCUAUCCAGUAGAACAUUUUAUGAUAACCUGGGAUAAUAUUUCGGAUUUCUUACGAAUUUCGGACAAAUUUGAAAUAGAAAAAAUUAAACAAUGUUGUAAAGACAUGUUAUCAAAAGAAUUUCAAUCUAACACUCUUUUAGCGAUUAAAUUAGCGGAAAAAUAUUCAUUUCCAGAUAUUUAUAAAGAAUCAUCUAAAUUAAUUUUAGAUGAUUAUCAAAAAUAUUCUUCUGAUCCACAAUUUAAACUUCUAUCUAAAGAGACACGAUUAAAAUUAUAUGAAUGUUGGUUCGAUUAUCAUAGUAAAUUACAAGAAUUUAUUUGUAAGUUUCAUAAAAUAGGAGUUCAUCACAACGGUAGAACUAUUAGUUUAAGGGAAUAUAUUAGUAAGAAAUUUCCAGCGACAACACUUUUAAAACCUUCAUUAUUGAUGGAUAUGUGUAAACAACAAUUAUCAUUUGAAAAUUAUUAUAAUUAUCUAAAUAUUAAAGAAAAUUAUCCUGAACGAAUUUUAACUUAUGAACCAUUAUUUCAGAAUGACGAUAAAAUGUACAUUUUUAUUGAAUUAGAUAAUUAA